AUGGUCGCGUCCGGAAAACGAGCGUUGCUCGAGCCUGGGGAGCCCGAUUUGAGUUCCAAGAAGAGCAGGCCGCUCGAACAACCGCCCAAGCCAGAACCCAAGAAAUCGCUGUACGUGAAUAACAUCAACGACUCAAUCAAGCUGGGCACGCUGCGUGAGAGCCUGUUUCUGAUGUUUUCGGCGUUUGGCGAGGUGCUGCAAGUAAAAGUGUCCAAAGCCACUCGUGGACAAGCUUUCGUGGUGCUGAAAAGCGCAGACGAGGCCAAUUUGGCCAUGACAUCCCUGCAAAAAGAGCCUUUCUUCGGUAAACCGCUCCACAUAGGCUUUGCUCGCACUGAGUCGAAUCUGGUCGCGACGACCGCCGAUGGCGACCUCAACGCGCCCGAUCUGGCGCCUCAUGGCGUCACGAAAUAA
Molecule: messenger RNA, 414 nt
Organism: Lachancea meyersii CBS 8951
Lineage: Eukaryota; Fungi; Ascomycota; Saccharomycetes; Saccharomycetales; Saccharomycetaceae
Source: the annotation of a GenBank genome assembly